AAAUGCGCCUAUUCCAAGGAACUUUAAGUCGACAUCGCAAAGUUGCUGUCGAAAACGGACGUGCGUAUCAAAUAUCGAAAUGUCAAAAAUAGUUUUUAGUUUCUUGAUAUUGGCGGCUAUAGUUGAUAAUGGAUUUUCCAAUGCGGUGUCAUCAUUAACGAAAUGUAAAGCAGUUGAUUCGGCAUGUAUCCAAAAGUCGUCUCAAGUCAUGAUACCGAUCUUCGCCAAUGGCAUACCUGAGUUGGGAGUCGAACAGCUGGACCCAUUGACUUACAAGGGCACCAUUGAUACCAGCACGUCUGGACUGAAGCUGCUCCUGUCAAACUUGACAUUCACGGGAUUGAAGGACUGCGUUAUGAAGAAAAUUCAACGGGACGUCGUGAAAUCGAAUCUUGAAGGACAGGUGCUGUGCGACGUAGACGUCAAUGGACACUACGAAAUGAAUGGAAAACUUCUCAUACUCACAGUCCGAGGACAAGGCAAAACUCAUGUCUUUCUACGUAAAAUCUUGAUCAAUUUUGACGCCACCCUAAGUGACAAGGUCAAAGAUGGAAAAUCGUACUGGGAUAUUAAAAAAUUCACACAUUCCUACGAAUUGGAAGACAAAGCUGACGUCGAAUUUGAGAACCUAUUUACAGGAAGUGAUGUGUUAGGUCGUGCUGCCAGUCAAGUCAUAGAAAACAGUGGCAAUGAGAUUGUGAUCGAAGUCGGCCCUCCAGUGGUCAAGACAUUGGUCACUAGAGUCAUUGCGAACGUCAAGAAAUUCUUCAACCACGUCCCACCAGAAGACCUUAGUAUAGAUUAAACUAUAAUAUAGAUACCUACCUAUGUGAGACAACUAAAUUCUAAUUACCUAAUGUGAAUAAUGUAUACCUAUUGAUUAGGAAGAAAAAAAGAGUGGAAUAAACCCAUGUUUUGCAUUUAAUUUAAAAAUAAAUAAAAACAACCUUCAAUAUCUCGUGUAUGUUUUUUGUAUACUUAAGACUUUAAAUACAUACAGUGACUCAUGAGUGCUUUGAUGUCAAAAUAAAACUAAAGUCAUUACAAGCAAAAAGUAUUAAUUAAAGUUAUUAUUAGUAACGUU
Messenger RNA from Ostrinia nubilalis (European corn borer), 1084 nucleotides. RefSeq names its product protein takeout-like. NCBI's taxonomy places the organism in Eukaryota, Metazoa, Arthropoda, Insecta, Lepidoptera, Crambidae. The transcript is spliced from 5 exons. Bases 80 to 805 code for a protein of 241 amino acids. The record is from RefSeq and is a predicted model, not a curated record.